Molecule: messenger RNA, 1644 nt
Organism: Cetraspora pellucida
Lineage: Eukaryota; Fungi; Glomeromycota; Glomeromycetes; Diversisporales; Gigasporaceae
Source: the annotation of a GenBank genome assembly
AUGACAUUAGGUUGCGAUAGAAGCGGUUCCUAUAGGAACAGACUAAAUUUGACAGAUAAUUCACGUUGUAGACAGACAGCCUCAAGGCUUUUGGGUUGUCCAUUUGAACUUUAUGGAGUUAGACAUGAAAAUAUUUGGUAUCUUGAAAUUCGAAACUCUGAACAUAACCAUGAAGCAUCAGUUGAUAUGUUUGGUCACCCAAUCGUUCGAAGAUUAAAUGUUGAGCAACAGGAACAAGUUCAGAGAAUGUCAGCUGCUGGUUCCCGUCCACGUCAAAUUUUAGCAACCAUUCAUCAGAACGAUCCCUCCUCAAUGGCUAUAUCCAGAACAAUAUAUAACACCUUAUAUUCCAUUCGCCAAGAAAGACUUAACGGUUGUAUGCCAGUACAAGCUCUUAUUGAUGAACUGCAAGGAUCCGACUUUGAAUUCGAAUAUCAAUGUGAUCACCAAAAUCGCAUAACAAAUCUUUUUUUUGCACACAGGAUAUCUAUUUCUCUAACUCGUACUUACCCCACUGUGCUACUUAUUGAUUGCAUGUACAAGACCAAUAAAUAUCGUAUGCCUCUAAUGAAUGUUAUUGGUGUAUCAAGUUUCAACACAACCUUUUUUUCUUGCUUUGCUUUCCUAAGUGAUGAAACAGAGGUUAAUUACGAGUGGGCUUUGACUUGUGUGUCAAAAAUUUUCAGCGAAUUGUCUCACCCUAGUGUAAUAGUUACUGACCGAGAACUGGCAUUAAUGAAGGCUAUUGAGAAAAUCUUUCCUAGUACUCAACAUAUUUUAUGCAUGUGGCACAUCAAUAAGAAUGUUUUGGCAAAGUGUAAAUGUUAUUUUGAUACAGAAACAGAUUGGAUUAACUUUAUAAAAAUGUGGCAAGUGGUGGCAACAUCUGUUACUGAGCAAGAAUUUGUAAACCAAUGGAAUGAAUUCUUAAAUUGUUAUGAAAACAUACCUGAAGUUCUGAGUUAUCUUCAAGAGACCUGGAUUACUCAUAAGGAGCGCUUCGUUUCCGCUUGGACUGAUCGUUAUUUUCACCUUGGUGAUCUUGAGUCAGUCCAUCACAAAAUUGUAUUACAAGUAGAGGCUCAGGCAAGAGAAAUGUGUGCAAUGAUUUCUUCUCAGCGUAUCAAAAUCCGUGAUGAGUGGAUAAAAGCGUCAACUGCAACUUUAGAUUCUCCUCUAAGACCUUGCACAAGAACUCUUAGAACCACAAUGGGGCUUCCAUGUUCACAUGUAAUUAGUGAACGUCUAGCAGCUAAUCAACCAUUACAACUGGUUGAUAUCCACGAACAUUGGUGGAUUCAAGGGCGUCGAAUAGAAUUUCUGGAACCUACCUACCUUGUAAAUGAUGAUUGCACCGACCUACAGCCCCUUCUACAAUCUCUUGAGCGAAUGUACCAAUUUUGGCCACCACACCAACAAUCUACUAUCCGUUCCCAACUAGAAGAUCUGGUGAAUACUCCACCAAUUGUGUUAGAAAAUCCUGUUACCCAUAAGCCACGAGGAAGACCAGCUGGUGCAAGAAACAAAAAUACAAGAACGACACGAAGAGAUCUAUCUGCAUUCGAACUUGUUGAAAAACGGUCAAAGCAAUGUGGUACAUGCCAUCAAACUGGCCACAAUUGCCGAACUUGUCCCAAUGCGUGA